Ostrinia nubilalis (European corn borer) is the source of this 1927-nucleotide messenger RNA. RefSeq names its product LHFPL tetraspan subfamily member 3 protein (gene Tmhs). Gene Ontology annotation, biological process: sensory perception of sound. Gene Ontology annotation, cellular component: plasma membrane. The record is from RefSeq and is a predicted model, not a curated record. The coding region runs from base 441 to 1283 and encodes 280 amino acids. Lineage: Eukaryota; Metazoa; Arthropoda; Insecta; Lepidoptera; Crambidae. The transcript is spliced from 4 exons.
GUAUCUACUCUUAAAAAUUAACAAGAACAUGCAAAAAAUGGUUGUAAUGUCCAAUAAAAUGCAAUUAGACUUGUGGUUAACAAAAAGGAAACAGCUGACGCAAAGAAACGAAUUCAAGUAGAAUAAGAAGGUGCUAGGUAGCGUGCAAUAGGUCAAACUUGUAGCUUCAUUACUUAUCCCCACUCCCCCUCACUCGACCGAAUGGCGCGCGGCGAGAGGUUGUGCGGGCUUGAGUGUCGUGUCGUGUUUCUCGCGUCCUCGAGUAGUUGGCAAUAAUACUUUUCCUUUGAGACAUGAAUGGAACUAUUUGUCGCCAACCUUCCAAGUUAUAACAUCCCAUGCGACAUUAAAACUUUCCGCGAAAAUGUGCUACCAAUAAAGUGUUGUUUGUUUUUGUGAAGUGCCCGAAAAAGUCAAAUUUACAACCGGAUACCGUCAAGAUGGGUUCGAAAAUCGAGUACGUGGAUUCGUCACAUUUAUACGCGACCAACUAUGUCCGUAAUUCGAAAGCUAUCGGAGUGCUCUGGGCGAUAUUUACGAUUUGCUACGCGAUCAUAAGCGUUGUCGCGUUUGUGACACCUGAAUGGAUUGGUGAUUUAGAGACUGAGUAUCCAAGGAAGUUCGGUUUGUGGCAAGUUUGCAAGUCUGAUGAAGCUAUUGAGGACUGUAAAGGAAGACUCGAUGAGUUUUUCUCGAUAAAUGGACUGGUGUUUAAGAUUGCGACUGUGUUAGUGGGCAUAGCGGUCGCAUUGGCCUUGUUUACGAUCUGUGCGAUGCUGUUAUUCUUCUUUUGUCAAUCGACGACGGUGUUCCAUAUCUGUGGAUGGUUGCAGCUUUUAUCUGCGGUGUGCAUGGUAGCCGGGGUAGCAGUUUACCCCGCGGCGUGGAACGAGACGUCCGUCCAAGAGACCUGCGGGCCCACUGCAGAUCAGUAUAACAUAGGGCGCUGCCACGUGCGCUGGGCCUACAUUUUGGCCAUCAUCGGCUGCUUAGACGGCGUGGUGCUGGCGGCCCUGGCUUUCAUCCUGGCCACCAGGCACGUGAGGCUCCAGCCCGACAGCGGGUACCCGCCGCCUUCGCUUUACAAAGGCGAAGUUAACAACGCUUACGUGACCGACGCGACAUCUGUGUCGGGUUCUCGCAAGUCUCUCGCCCUGCAGCCCGUUCUGAUCAUGCAUCCCCACGCGCCUAUGGACAUGGACACCUAUUCCCACUACUCUGGCAGAACGGCCAGAUCCAAACACGGGAUUUAUGCAAACACUAUGCAUAACUAUCAGUUGUAGAAUUAAGUUUUUGUUUCACUCUUAAAAUGAACUUAGAAGACAGUUCAACUACUCCCCGUUAGAUGGCGCUCAUCGUUUCAAAGUUUAAGACAUGUUACAUGUAGAAGAGUUUUACUAUUCGCCGUUAGAUGGCGCCGAGCAAAAUUAUUUGUGAAUGAAGUACAUCAGAUAAAACUAGAUGGCAUUUUUAAGGAUUCUCAAAUAUCUUACAGAUGUUUGUUUGCAAAUUCAAUAAUAAAUAAUUAAAAAAAUUAAAUGCCACUUCGUGCCUUUUAAAAUUAAUUUCCAUCGACUGUUCGAAAAGUAUUCAAAAUCUACAGUCUAAUCUUAAUUUACCCUAAUACCUACUUAUUUUCUUAAGUGUACUUUACCUGAAUUUAAAUUAAUUAUUAGCUUAAGUAUUGCUAUAUUUUUAUACAUGUAAAUACUUGUACUGUUUACUAAUAGAUUUUGUAAAAACAUACAAUUUUAUUAUAUUUUAAAUAUAAAAUUACUUACCAUUAAUAUUUUCUAAACAUUCCAAAUCAUUUUGUGUUCAACCACAAAGUUCAACGAUGUGACAACGAAUAGAAAAAUACAUUUUGGGUCUCAAUUUAAAUUGUAGUUUGUUGUAUUUUUAUAAAUAAACAUUUUAAGUACAAAAA